AUGGCCAAGGUAUCGGUGCUGAACGUGGCGGUGCUGGAGAAUCCGAGCCCUUUCCACAGCCCUUUCCGGUUUGAGAUCAGCUUCGAGUGCAAUGAGGCUCUGGUGGACGACCUAGAGUGGAAGAUAAUUUAUGUUGGCUCAGCUGAGAGUGAGGAGUUUGAUCAAAUCCUAGACUCAGUGCUGGUCGGCCCUAUCCCAGCAGGGAGACACAUGUUAGUCUUUCAGGCCAAUGCUCCCAACCCAUCCCUCAUCCCUGAGAGCGACGCCAUUGGUGUGACCAUGGUCCUCAUCACCUGCACGUACCAUGGGCAGGAGUUCAUCCAUGUGGGCUACUACGUCAACAAUGAGUGCCCUGACCCAGAGUUGCGGGAGAACCCACCCCCAAAGCCAGACUUCUCUCAGCUCCAACGGAACAUCUUGGCCUCGAAUCCCUGAGUGACCCAUUUCCACAUCAACUAGGACAACAACACGGACAGGCUGGAGGCCAUAGAGAACCAAGACCCUGCCCUAAGCUGCAGCCUCCCCAUCAACUGUACCCCUGUCAAGGGCUUGGGGCUCCCUGGCUGCGUCCCUGGCCUCCUCCCAGAGAACUCCAUGGACUGCAUCUAA
Messenger RNA from Myotis myotis, 609 nucleotides. Its product is annotated as histone chaperone ASF1B-like. The record is from RefSeq and is a predicted model, not a curated record. Gene Ontology annotation, cellular component: nucleus. The transcript has a single exon. Gene Ontology annotation, biological process: DNA replication-dependent chromatin assembly. Gene Ontology annotation, molecular function: histone binding. Lineage: Eukaryota; Metazoa; Chordata; Mammalia; Chiroptera; Vespertilionidae.